Molecule: messenger RNA, 1515 nt
Organism: Aspergillus pseudonomiae
Lineage: Eukaryota; Fungi; Ascomycota; Eurotiomycetes; Eurotiales; Aspergillaceae
Product: glycosyltransferase family 15 protein
Exons: 5
Coding region: 1-1515 (504 amino acids)
Biological process (GO): cell wall mannoprotein biosynthetic process; protein N-linked glycosylation
Cellular component (GO): membrane; Golgi apparatus
Molecular function (GO): alpha-1,2-mannosyltransferase activity
Source: RefSeq, a predicted model, not a curated record
AUGGGGCUGACGCAGCGAAUCUCAAAAUGGCUGCCCUCUUCGCCGAGUCUCCCUGUGGAUGACGUUUCGCGCGAAAAGGGCCGCAACAUCUCCAGGUUCGCGUUCUUCAAGAGAAGAAUACGCUUGAAGGGAAAUUCAUCGGUUUCUAUACCCUUGGGAUUUGUUCUACUCUUUCCAUGUCUUGUAAUAGUCCUAGUUUUGCUUCUUUUUGUCCGACACCCUGCUUCGCCCGGGGGCAUCUUAAUUCCAGCUGGUACACCCCCAUCUAUAAGAAAAAUAAGCGAAAAGCAUGACAAGGUCUUCGCCAAUGGAUGCCUGCAGGUUGAGAAGGAGGUUGAGGGCAAACGUGCAAAUGCCGCGUUUGUCGUUCUCGCUAGGAACAAGGAAUUGGACGGCGUCAUCCAGUCGCUUAAGUCGAUUGAGAGACAUUUCAACCGAUGGUUCCACUAUCCUUACGUGUUCCUGAACGACGGCGAUUUCGAUGACACUUUCAAGGAUACCGUGAAGAAUUAUACAAGCGCCCCUGUGGAAUUCGGCAAAAUUGAUGACACCAUGUGGGGUUAUCCUAAGUGGGUUGACGAUGAAGUGGCAAAGGAGGGCAUCAGAAAGCAGGGUGAUGCCGCUAUUAUGUAUGGUGGGAUGGAGAGUUACCACCAUAUGUGCAGAUUCUAUUCUGGAUUCUUCUACAAGCAUCCCCUCCUCAUGAAGUACGAAUGGUACUGGCGUCUGGAGCCAGAGAUCAGCUACUUCUGUGACAUCACUUACGACCCUUUCGUCAAGAUGGCUGAAGCAAAUAAAACCUAUGGAUUUACGAUUGCUGUCAAAGAACUGCGUGAGACUGUCCCCAACAUAUUUCGCUAUGCCUCGGCCUAUAAGCGGAAGCACAAUCUAGAGUCAAAAGGACUCUGGGAGAUGUUCCUCGAAAGGCCAUCUGAGGAGGAGCCCAAACCGGAGGAAGGGAAGCAGGAUAAGCUUCCCGAGGAAAUUCUGCAGAAUGAGCCUGGAGAGAAUACUGUUCCCGAUGUCGAUCCUGAGGCCAUGGAAGGCGAGAAGUAUAACAUGUGCCAUUUCUGGAGUAACUUUGAAAUCGCACGCCUGGACUGGUUCCGCAGUAAGGAGUACGAAGAGUUCUUUGAAAUGAUGGAUAGGAGCGGUGGUUUCUGGAUGGAAAGAUGGGGUGAUGCGCCUAUCCACUCGCUAGCCGCAGGUGUUCUUCUGUCGCCCAGUGAUAUACACUAUUUCCGUGAUUUUGGCUACCGUCAUACGACCAUCCAGCAUUGCCCCGCUAAUGCUCCCGCCCGACAGCUCCCACGGAUUCCGUGGCUUGAAAUGACCACGGAAGACGAGAAAGCGCGGUUCGAAGAGGACGAGUACUGGGCAAAUUCCGACCCCGUCAAAGAGAACGGUGUCGGGUGCAGGUGCAGGUGUGAUACAGAUAUCGUGGAUGUUGAGGGUAAACAAGGCAGCUGUCUUGCUGAGUGGGUAGAAGUUGCGGGAGGUUGGGCUUCUCCCUAG